GUUUUGGAUCUCGCUAACCAACACAUUGAAUCUGUCUUGGUCCAUCAAUAGUAGACAUAGGUGUGGAUCAAGUUAGUUCAGGACUAAAGUCAUUGCACUGAUACUCGAGUAUGUCAUCAACCAAUGCUGCACUAUUCCAACAUAUUGAAGUGCAAAACCCUUUAGAACAAGAUGCUCCAGCCAUCAAUACCAAUCCAGCAAAUUUCCCGACCCUAACGAGCGUCGCUCAUAGCACAACCAUACGAAGUGAUACUACAAUGUCCAGCCUUUCUGUGCCUGCGAGUGGCAGCAUGACAGUCUCAUCAGUGGCUGGUACGAAACCAGGAUCCUCUGGUUUAGGUCUGGAUGAUUUACAAGACGAGCGAGAUCAAGACCAGCAGCAAGCAGAACUUCAGCCAUGUGAGAACUUCAAUCUGGUCGCUCCAGGCAUAUACCGCAGUGCAUUUCCAAAGAAACGAAACUUUAGUUUUUUGAAAAAGCUUGGGCUUCGGUCUAUUUUGACACUAAUUCUAGAAGAUUAUCCUGAUCAGAAUAGGAAAUUUCUGGAUGACAACAAUAUACAUUUGUUUCAAUUUGGUGUUGCGGGAAAUAAGGAGCCAUUUGUAGAUAUUCCAGAAGAGACUGUAUGCGCAGCAUUGUCCGUUAUUAUGGAUGAACGAAACCAUCCAUUGCUGAUUCACUGCAACAAGGGAAAGCAUCGUACUGGUUGCCUUGUAGGAUGCUUGCGUAAAAUGCAGCAUUGGAGCAUGACAUCUAUUUUUGAUGAAUAUCGACGCUUUUCGCAUCCUAAAUCUCGUUCUAUGGAUCAGCAAUUUAUAGAGCUUUUUGAAACACAUAACGUUAGUAUCGACAUUGCACAUCUUCCCAAUUGGGCAGAGAUUCAGCCAGACGAAUUCACAUGAUAUCAAACAAUAUUCAUACGCUUGAACCUUCUUGCGAUUCUUACCAUCAUAUCAAAAUCUUUAUAUAUUAAAUAGUCUUAAUU
Molecule: messenger RNA, 985 nt
Organism: Batrachochytrium dendrobatidis JAM81
Lineage: Eukaryota; Fungi; Chytridiomycota; Chytridiomycetes; Rhizophydiales
Exons: 6
Coding region: 111-902 (263 amino acids)
Biological process (GO): protein dephosphorylation
Cellular component (GO): cytoplasm
Molecular function (GO): inositol diphosphate tetrakisphosphate diphosphatase activity; phosphatase activity
Source: RefSeq, a predicted model, not a curated record